GCCCGGCGGGGCGCGGAGGGGAGCUGUCAGGCUGCGGAGGGAGGGGUUUUCCGCUGCCGGCCCAGGGCCCUGAGAGCGCGCGCCGCCGCCGCCGCCGCUGGCCCCCCUUCCCUCCCGCAUGGGGGGUGCCUGAGACCCCGAGCCCGUCUUCCCCCUCCCCGUAGGGCGGGUGAGUGCCAAGAGGCGAGGGGGCGGGUGAUUGACAGCAGCCCCCCCAAUGGGGAUGCAGGGCGGGGGGGGAGCUUGGAAGGGCAGCGGAGGGCGAGAGGGCAGGGCGCGGCGGGGGGGGGGGGGCUUCCCUUCUGCAAGGGCCGCCGGGUCGGCGCUGGGUCCGCGGCCCCUGGAGGCGCGCAGCCAUUGUGGGGUUGCGCCAGGGUGGGGCACCUGCUUAGCAAAAGCGGUGCAUAAACAUGGCAAGGUGGCUGCUUCUGCGCGCGCAGCCGGGGUAGGGCUCCGGGAGGGCAGAUGCCUGCCUGCCUGCCUGCGGGAGGACGAGGGCAGAAAGAGGGCUGGCAGCUGCGCGAGGCGUGUUGCAAUACCGACCGAGGGAGCCCGGGACUGGCUCCACCCAUCCCCGCCGCCGCCUCUUUCCUCCCGGGCAGCCUCUUCCCCUCAAGCCCCAGCCUUCUGCCUCGUCCCGGGUUUCCCACGUGCGUGGUUAGUGCCCGCAUCCCCCCUCUUCCUUGGCCAGCGUCCGCGAUCCCUUCCUGCUUCUUCCCCCAGGUGGGCCGCAUCUGACGGAGGAAUCUUGACUUUUGCUUGCAUGGAGCGAUUGGGUGGGUUGGGUUGCGUUCCACAGAACUGGGGUUGCUUGGCAGUGAGGCCAGCAAAUGCACCCCUAUAAUAUUGCGCGCGGGCGGGCGGGGUGUGUGUGUGGAGUUGUAGCAAGGAGUAGAAAUCUCAGGAUGUAGGCCUCUAGCCGGACGCACCUUCCCUGGUGGACCGCAGAAAUGGCAAAGAGAGUCCAAAGUUUGAACUGAACCUGCUACUUCUCGAACUUCUGUUGAAACGAGCAACAGUCGUUGUGGGGAUGGGCAGGGAUCCUGCAUGGUUGGUGUGGAUCAGAUGUACUGAUUCAGCCUGCCUAAGAACAUAGGAAGCUGGCUUCUGUUUUGUCUGGUUUACAGCUAUCAGCAUUGACUGGCAGCAGCUCUCAAAGGCUUCAGACAGGGUUCUACCUGGAGAUGCCAGUGAUUGAACCCAGGACCCUUUGCAUGCAAGGCAAAUGCUGUAUCAUUAAGUUGCAGGAAGUACUGGGGCAGGCAGGCAGGCAGGCAGGCAGCAAGCGAAGCUGUGUUCUAUCAAGUGACCAGAGUCUCAGCUCUCAAUUCCACCAGACACCACCCAUAAUCCAGGACCCUUGAGAAGGCUUUACUGCAACCCUUUAGUUCCCACAUCCUGCUGUAGUAACCAGGUUACAUGUAACUGAAACAAAUGCAUAUGCCUCCCUACUUCCAUAUCCUCUCCUUUCUCAGGUUUUAUUUUGUAAGCUCUUUGAGACAGAGACACUUUGCUAAAAGUCUUGUGUGCUUAGUUGAUGCUGUAUAAAUGAACAAUAAAAACCUGCGAAGUUGAAUCCUCUGAUCCACCAUAUAUUUUUUGAGCUGUGUAGCUCCUCUUCCAGUUCCUUUGUGGCCCCGUCCAGGGUUGUUGUUGUUGAUUUUUUGGUUGCAGGGUGAUGGUGGUGGUGGUAAAAGCUGGCAGCCAUAAGCAUGCCUGACACUUGAAGUCCUACUGUCUGCGAUUUCUCUAGCAGCUGUAUGAGGAGUCAAUUAACACCAAUCCCAGCUUCAUGAUAAAGUGACCUGACAUUCAUCUACCUAGAAAAAGCAAGAAUUCUAGUUAGAUUGACCAAUUCAGAGUGCUGCUUUUGGGGAAAGUGUUGAAAGGAUUUCCUGCAAAUAGAAUGGACGUAGCAAUCUGGCUAGGAGCAAAUAUCUAGGAAGAUGUGGCCAAAACUCAUGCAAAUUCUUGGUAGCACAGAGGGGAACUGACACUGUGUCUUCUGCUAGAGAUUGAUUCUACUUUCUUUUUCUUUGUGCAGCUUGCUCUGGAACCCAGCAGAGAUGACAGAAUACAAACUGGUGGUGGUGGGUGCUGGUGGUGUUGGGAAGAGUGCAUUGACUAUACAGUUGAUUCAGAAUCACUUUGUGGACGAGUAUGAUCCCACUAUAGAGGUAUGUGAACUUUAUAAUAUUGGCAGCAACUUCUGCAUGGCCCCAUUUGUAUGCCUUUUCCGAGUCCUUAUAUUCCUGACCUGCCUGCCAUCUCCAAAGCUAUGGACUAUAACAUCUCUUUUCUGGGCUUCUAAAACACUAGUCCUCUUUCCAUCACUUUGUCUCCCUCUGUAGCUCUCCAUUCUUUGUAGAGGCAUCUACAAUCUUUUUAUCAUGUCCAAGAUUGGGUCCAUUUCUUUCCUGAAUUUUGGCUUGAACCAAUUGUUUCCAACUGCCUCCUUGCUGGCUUUCUGUUGCUGUGCUUUACACCCAUGUUUCCCAUGUCACUUGUUAACAUUUUUUCUUUCACUCUUGCUCCUCUUGGUGCUUCUGAACCCCAGGAUUCAUACCGGAAGCAAGUGGUAAUCGAUGGAGAGACGUGUCUCUUGGAUAUCUUGGACACAGCUGGGCAAGAGGAGUACAGUGCUAUGCGUGACCAGUACAUGAGGACAGGAGAAGGCUUCCUCUGUGUCUUUGCAAUCAACAACACAAAGUCUUUCGAAGAUGUUCACCACUACAGGUGUGUGGGCAGCUGGCUUCUCUCUGUCCUCCAUCUGUUUUCCUCCCUGUAUAGCAGGGGUGGAGAACUGUUUUGGCCUAGUCCCCAUCUCCCCCUACCCCUGCAAAUCACCUUUGUCAGGUGGGUGGGACACCCCAUCCAUCAGCACCUGACAUCUCUCGCAGCACAUGCCAAUUGCCUGAGAACCAGCUGGAGUUUGGGUGCUUCAGAAACUUUGCAAGCCCUAAGCUUAUUGUUUUGGAGGUGCCAGGCACAGACCUUGCAGAGGGCUUUGUGCUGUGAUUCCCAAGUACCUGACAACUAGCUGGGAAGCACUACGCAAUGGAGCUUUGCAGGCACUGUCAAUUGGCAGGGCCUGCAAAGCCCCUUUUUGGCUCGCCCCCCAUCACAUUGGGCAGGCGGGCAAGACUUGCAGCAGAAGGUGGAAGAAUCUGAAGUAGGUAAGAAGAGGAGUCGGAGGCUGCAUUGUGCAAAGAUCUUUGUCACCAUGUGGCAGGAAUGAUAUGCUUGGAGGAAUCCCAGACUGCAUUUUCCUGAGCUAAGUACCUGAAUAUGCUCUAUACUCUGCAACACUGGAAAGUACCUUUUCAGCAUCAAGCCCUAAGUGUGCUGCUUGUGUUGUCAUCUAGGCAAAUGUAGAAGCAGUGGUAUCAUCACUGAUGCUUCUGCCCUUGAAUCUAACAAAUCUGUAGCAGCGUGAAUUGGAUGUCAACAAAAUUAUGUUGCUCUUGCUCUAUACUUUCUCCCACUCCCAGUCCUUUGAGGCCUAGUGAGAGCAGAAACAGAUCCACCAAGUAUGCCAACAAGGGGAAAGCCACAAAGACAGUAUUGAAUCCUUCCUCAUGCUCUUGCAUUUGAAAGUUGUACUCAGUGUACAACUCAGGGCUUGCUUGUCCUCAGUGUACAGGAACUGUAAUGAUCUGCUGUAGUCGUACAUAAAAGUCUCCCUGUUACACAAUUUUAGAAAUUAUUUUGGGGGAGGUAAAUAUAUGAACAUCUGAGUAUUAAAUAUUCUGUUCCUUAGUCUAAAAGAAAAUAUUUUGAAGUUUUGGUUUUUUUUAAAGCAAAACAAACUUCAGAAAAACCAGCAAACACCAAUGUGUUCUUUUAAUUUUUCUGGGUUUUUGCCAGGCCUUCACAUCUCUAGACUUCUCUUUCAAAAAAAGUAUGAAUGCAUACUUCAGCAGCAAACCACUCCUAAGUAUGUGUAUGGAUGUGCUGUAUCUAAUUUUUAAGUGUAGAAUGGCUGUCUCUUAAGGGCAAACUACCCUGACACAUGUAUUACUUCAUUUGUGUGUGUGUGUGUUUUUUAAAAAAAGCCAACCAACCAAAGCAAAACAAGUCAGUGACUUUAGGUCAGGUAAUGGCAGGUGCAGUUGAGUCCUUUUUUGUACUAUUCUCUUCCUUGGAAUAGCUUUUGUUGACUGCUUUUCUCCCCCACCGGAAGAAAGCAGCUAGUUGUGACAUUUAAAGCAGCAAAAGGGAAAGGGAUUAAGCUACCCCACCAUACCAUAUCUCUACUCAAACUUGGGAACUUUCUAAGCCUUUUUUGGGUUAGAUAAAAAAAAAUGGGAGAGUGUUCUUGUGCUCAGGCCCCGCUUGGGUGCUUCCCAUGGGCAUCUGGCUGGCCAAUGUGAGAACAGGAUGCUGGACUAGAUAGGCCAUUGGCCUGAUCUAACGGGGCUUUUCUUAUGUUCUCAUGCAUACAUCUGUAUGUCACAUCUAAUUUGGACCUCAGUUGUUUUGCACACAGAUAAAACACAGGACAAACUGAACUUCUGGUGUAUACUUCAUUAACACCAAUAAUCUCAAAUAUAUUUUACUUUGGAGGGGGCCCAAACCAGAAUCAAGUUUGGGAGCUGCUGAUCUAGGCGGUUGUUCCCUGUUUGUGACUCGUUGCCUUUGUAAUUCCAGGGAGCAGAUCAACCGUGUGAAGGACUCCGAUGAUGUUCCGAUGGUGCUUGUUGGCAAUAAAUGUGAUCUGCCCUCCCGGACGGUGGAUACGAAACAAGCCCAGGAGCUUGCCAGAAGCUACGGAAUCCCCUUUGUAGAGACCUCUGCCAAAACCAGACAGGUAUGGUAUUUACUGUGGGAGAAAGUGAAAGGUCUUUGAUCUUCGUAGCUAUAGCUCAAGACAGUGUUUCAAGCGGGUUUCGGAAUAAAUUGCAGCUGAAUCUUGCCCAAGUUUAUCUGCUGCAUCAAUGCGCCCUCUCCCCCAAGUCAAGCGUUUCCAGCCUAAAUCUUCUGUUCAUCAGCAUGUAGACAAAAAGCAAAUAGUUUUGCUUUAUGUUGGCUGUGUGCUCAAAAUGCCAAACAACGGGAUUCACGCUAUAAGCCAGCACAGUUGCUCUUCUCCUAUAUGACUUGGAGUAGGAAUGGCAUUGGUACAAGGUAACCAUUCUUAUUUGUGAACUGCCAUGUCAUUAAUGCCUGCUGUCUUAGUUCGUGCUGCGUCAGCUUAAUGAUAAGACGGUUAUCAGCAUGGCAUCAUUCUACUGCUGGUGUCCAGUUGCCAAAAAACCUUUCUCAGUGAAGGCAGAUGUGAAUGAAUGGUUUACUGAUAUGAAGGAAAGGGCUUAUCGGGAGAGAAAGGAUCCCGUAAACAGGAAUAGCGUGACGACCUCCCCGCUCCCAAGUAAUAUUAUUUCUGCCUACUAGCAAUGGAUAGAAAAAACAUCACCGGCAUAAAAAUCCAAUACCCCCGACACCUCUAAUAUUUAAAUGGGAAAUCUAACGAUGUCUUCUGUUUGUGUCUUUUCUUACUUUCAUUUGGUAUACUCAUUCGUCUUAAAAAGGGAGUGGAGGAUGCUUUCUACACCCUGGUGCGAGAAAUCCGAAAACACAAGGAAAAGAUCAGCAAUGGGCGCAAGAAGAAAUCUUCCAAAAGGAAGUGUAUUAUCCUCUGAAGAAGAGAGACUCUGUUGCACAGUUGGGAGUGCAAACCCCCCCUUUUUGAGUCUGGGUAUUUUCCCAAGCUGCAAGAUAAAUUCUGAUGGCCAUGCCCCUCACCCAUUUUCAGCUGGAGGGUGAAGGUGGUUUUGAGUUCUUACUGUCAAUUAUUUUACUAUUUUUUAAAACUGGGACGUUGCAUCCAGUAUGAGGAUUUGUAACCACAUUUGAUGUUCUGUUGCUUCUUGCCCCUUCAUUAUUAUUUUUUUUAAAGAUCAUCUUGUUUCUGGUCCUUAGGAUUAUAGAGGUCACUCCUAAGUGUGACCUGGUGUAGACUGAUCCUGCAGGUUAGAUGGAAGGGAUAGCACGAAGUCAGUGUCUCAGUCAGAACCUUAGGGGCCUUUCUUGUUUUUUGUAGCAUUUUACCUCCCUUGGUUCUCCAUGAGACUGAAGAGGAAGCCGCAUAGACUUGGCACCAUUGUCUUUUUGCUAGCAGAGGAAUAAAGGUAACCUUGGACAGAAGGUGAUCUGCUGAAGGUGGCAAUGAGGAAUGCCAAAAGAGAAAAUGUGGAAAGCCAAACCCUCUCCGUAGCUGAAUAUUUCACCCCACUAUUAAAAUAGAUGGUGCUGUUAUUUUUCUCCUGGGUGGGUGAAAUUCUGUAUUAAGUUGGGUCUCUCUCUCUCUGGUUUUCAUUUGGGCUGUUAUAACUUCUGAGCAACAGCUCCCACUUUAAAAUGAAUGGGGAAAUGUACUUUUGCUCAGCAAGUUUUAUAAAAAAUGUGUGGUAAUGGGGAGAUAUCAACAAGUUAUGAGAGGUAAUUUUAAAUGGCUGUACAGCUUCCACCAUCCAAAGGCAGUGGCACCUGUUGUUUGUGAAAAAACAACUGUUGGAGAUAGCUGAAUAUUUGCACCAUAGAAGUGUCCUAAAUUAACCUGCCUCUGUUGCUCUCCUUUACUAAUUGGUUCUUGGGAGUAUAGCGAUGUUGACUCUCUUUAUAAACAGAAGGGAGGAAUAUGAUCCAAAGGUCUCUUAAUCAUCCCUCUUUUUUUAGUCUCCUGCAUAGUCCUGGGGUUGCUUGGAUGGGUUGAGAUAUAGGUACUUAAAUGCUGGCAUGGAGAGAAAAGAGUCUGAAUUUAUUAUCCUGUUAGUGUUUAUAAGCCAUCGGAAUUACGUUCUGUCAUUAUUUGAUCUUAUUCUCUUCCCCCCCAUCCCACCCCAAAAUCCCACCCUUGGAAUCCUGUGUUGAUUUGGUCUUUUUCCAUGGUCCUGAGGAUCUGUACAAUAAAUGCCACCACUUGGAAUAAACCUGUGAAUAAGCUACCUGAUCUACAAGACCUGACUUUUUCUAAAGGGUAUGUGUGGUAGAUUUAUGGUAGUUUUCUGGUUAUCUUUCCUGGAACAGAUUGUUUUGGGAAACUGCAAAACAUGUGGAGGCUUUCAAGGAAAUUGUAAUUGUCUGUUCACAAUGGUGCUAGAAUCAGCAAAGCCUUCUAUCAGAAUAUGGUACCUUUCAGCCAGGAGUUGCCUUUGUUUAGCUCAACUCCCUAUUUUGUGGAUGUUCUCCCCCUCCCCCACCCUCAUGUGCUUCUCAAGAACAUGUACCUAUUUGGGUUGCAUCUAUCUAGUUCUGUUCUUAUUGUUUCCAUCCAACUUUUUUGAACAUGAUUUUUUCAACAGAAAUCCUGCAGAUGUGGUAACUCUUCAAGAAGUGUGAUAGGCAUGCUUGUUGAAACAGCCCACUGGGACCUCAGGUUGUGUUUUCAUAACCAGCUCCUAAUUUAUUUUACAAGUUAUCCGCUAUUCAGUUAUUGUUCUGUUCUCUAUGUUUUUUCCCCCUUUUGACUUAAUAUGAGUAUCACUGGAAACAUAUGACAAAAGAAAACCAGACUGUUAUCUCUGUUUCUGGCCUUCUAGGUACUCCAGUACCUAUUUCAGGGAUAGUUGGGGUAGGGGCACAGCUUUUCAAGCAAAAAUAUUUUUGUAGUGUAGAUGAAAGUGUUCCUUGCUUAAUUUUUUUUUUAACUGAUGGAUGCUGCCUCUGAAAGGAAUUUACUGAGUUUGGAUGGAUUCCCCCCCCCCCCCGGUGGUCUUAACCAUACUGGAACCCCUUUUAUAAUAUGUUUUGCUACUGUUCUUCUCUCUGUGAUGGAAGGGGAUGGAGAGAGGCUUUAGAUAAGAAGCCUCCAAGGUCCAUAAUUUCUGGACUUUCUUGCCAACUCCUGCAAAAGUAGCCAGGGGUGAAGCCUGGGUGUGUGUAUCAGUCAAGCACCUCCCUGCUGAUUGUCCCUUCCCUAUCUGGCAAAUGCAAAUUUGGGGAAUCAUGUGUUUGCUGCAUCACUUGUAGUUCAAAUCUGCAGCAGCUGCAAAAUAAUUGCAAUGGUCAGGGUAAGGCAAGCCUAGGGUGAGCUAAUUCUUGAGGGUAGGCACUCCUUAGAAGGCUAACAAAUGGAUAGGAAUAUGACUGGAGGCUGCAGAGGAGAGGGGCCAGGCACCUCAUGAUAGGGGAGACACUGCAUAGCUAUUCAUGCCAUCCUUACAACAAGGAGGGCUACAUUUUAGAAGGGAUUUGAGAUUUUCAGAAAUUCAAACAUUCUCAGGAUGCACAGUAAAAGCAUUCCAUGCCUGUGCAGAUGCCUCCUAACACACCUUCAAAAUUGUUUGUGGGCCUAAUACUGUGGUUAAAUGGGCCUGUUCUAGAAAACAGCCCCAUUGCCUUUAGCCAAACUCCUCACCUGCACUUUUGUUUAUAUGAAAGAAGACCUUUUGCUUUUCCUGAACGUGAUUUUUAUUAGGCUGAAGAGGCUUCUCUUAAAGAUGCCUAAAAAUGCAACAUUUGAAAAUGGACAAUAGUCUACUUUUUUUCACAAGUCACAAAAAUACUGGAAUGUUAGAUCCCGGUCAACAGAGUGUUUAUCAUCUAUUAGGUGGGAGCAAUGAGCUGUCUGAAUGUCCCACAGACUUGGCAAAAAAAAACUGUGAAUGUUGUGUCCACACGAAGAUUAAACUUAAAAGUGGUUCACUCCAUUUAUUUUUUACAGGUUCUUUUAUCUGUCUUGCAUCAGGACUUCUUAGCAGCUUCCUUUCCUCUCCACAAACUAGGAAAGGGAAUGGUGUUAGGUAGGUGGUGGCUGUAGGUACUGCAGUUGCAACUGAGGCCAAGAGCAUCCCUUGGAUUCAGCCCAGGCAGGUUGUUGGUUGAAUGGUAGCACUAAGAAGGACACUGCAAGCAGUGCAAUGAAUGCAGGGAGCCCUAGAAGAACCAGAUUCCAAAGGAUGUGCAGUAAGAGGCAGCUGGAUGAGACCAGAAACCUGUGUGGAGAGAGGACAUUGUGCUGUUCUUAUUCCUGUGGGAUAAUUUCAUACCACCAACGUCAACAAACCCGUUCCAAGUUAACAAGUUUUGGAGGGGGUGGUGAUAAGGAGACAAAAGCAAAGAGGAGAAACGGUCAUUGGGUAGAGUUGGGAAAGUUGAUGGAAGCAGUUGUGGUUUUCAGAUAAGGCAGCAGAAUCUCCAAAGAACAGCAAGGUGGAGCAGGGUGUGCAACAUUGAACCACCCUGCCACUUUAUAUUGUAGACUGCACCUAUUUUACUGUGGCCACCUGGGAACAGGGUAGUAAAAAGUGUGAAACACUCAUACUGCCAGGAAUAUAAGAACAAUUAUGUGCAGCUUUCUCUCUGCGGGAGACCAUGCAGUGUUUAUGUGAGGGCCACUGGAGGGUGUUCCCCACCUGGACAUGUCUUGUAUUACCAUCACUGGUGGGGGGGACAAAGACUCCAGAACAAGUUGUGAGGAUCCACCCACUAUGACCUCACCCUUGCUUGGACCAUGCAUAACAGGAGCAAAAGGGGAGGAACUCCCCCUGCCAAGGGAAGUUGUGGAGACCAAGCAGCAAACUUCAGCACUGGAUAGGAGGUGUCAAGUACUGCAGCCCAUGUUGGUAUAGUUGCCUUCUUGUGUUGUAAGUUACUGAGAUUCUUGUCAGGAAGUAGGUAGUGCAUUUCAUUUCUCCACGUCUUUUUAGAGACAAGUUCAAAAAGCUAUGUCACUUAGUGAUAGACGUUUGGCAGGCCAUUGGACAACUACCACUAAGCCCCUAAGUCGGAGAUUUCCAAACUGUGUGUAGUGUGUCGGCUGCAAUGUGCAGGUGUGUUGCGUGAACGCUCCCCACACUCCUCCAGGGCUGGAAAGGGGUUAGUUUAACUUCAGGUUUGCUAGUAAAACUGAAUGACUGUGUUGCGAAAUGAUGCAUGACUUUAAAAGUGUGUCACCAACAAGUUUGGAAAGCUCUGCCCUAAGCUGCUGGGGAAGUCUGCCAGUAUCAAAAGCAUCCCUGGAGGAAGUCUGCUACUCCAGAGAAUAGAACAGUGGCUAAGUCACAGUGUUUGAUGGAGCUGGUGUUGAGCAGUUAGUCUAUGGCUUGGAGACCACAGGUCGCAACACCAUCUGCCACUCCAGAGCAUUCCCCCAAAGAGCCCACAGGCAUGAGGCUCUAGUACUUGAUUCCUAAAGACUGGGGUGGCUGAAGUCAAUAAGACAGCCAUCUUCUGGACAAACAAGGCAUAAACAGUGCCUGCCCAGUAGACGUUUACUCCCACCAGAGGAACACUUUCUAAAUACCGUAUUUUUUGCUCUUUAAGACUCCCCUUUUCCCUCCUAAAAAGUAAGGGGAAAUGUGUGUGCGUCUUAUGGAGCGAAUGCAGGCUGCGCAGCUAUCGCUGAAGCCAAAACAGCAAGAGGGAUUGCUGCUUUCACUGCACAGCGAUCCCUCUUGCUGUUCUGGCUUCUGAGAUUCAGAAUAUUUUUUUUUCUUGUUUUCCUCCUCCAAAAACUAGAUGCACCUUGUGGUCUGGUGUGUCAUAUAGAGCGAAAAAUAUGGUAACUUGAUUUUCUGAAUCAAAGGCUAGAAGGGAAGCAAAAAGGAGUGGCCAAGAUGUGCUUGGAAACUGAGUAGAAUAAAUGGAUACUAAGAAGAAUGGGAAAACUUAACGAAAGUUAGAGCAGAUAAAUACCCCACACCACCUGGAUGGAUUCAGACUCUGGUUUAUAAAUUUGUUAAAUAAACAAAUUAGAAGACAGGCUUUUUUUCUACUCCAGCUGUGUGCAGUGAGGAAUCCCAAAGUGACCCUACUGCAGCGCUCAAGAGAGAAAUGAGCAGGAACUUGGAUGUGUGCAUGGAGCUGGAGGGCACAUUAACCUAUCUAGCUUUAGAUGUUACCCAAGUAGGACUGUACAGAUUUAGAGCGUAUAUUGAGACUGUCCAGAGAACAUGAAGAACAGGCAACUACAGUAUAGUUUGCCUUGAAGCGAACCUAACUGCCUGGGAACCCUUAGUCCUAAAUUCAAAUAUGUGGGGCUAAGCAUGGUUACUCAGUAGUGGAGGAAAGGUACCCUACUUGGGUCUGAAAGUGAUCCCCUUUAGUAUUCACAACACUCACAGUGUAUGGGGUCACAGUGUCUUCUGCUGCUGAAUUCUAGCUCUGCGUCGAUCUAGACAGCAGCUGUAAGAAAUCUGCUAAAGGUGUGAGAUAUAUAUAUAUAUAUAUAUAUAUAUGUAUAUAUAUAUAUAUAUGGAAAGGAAGGGAAUCUACUUCAAGGUAAAAUUCUCUAUAAGGCCACAUAACCCAAUAUGGCAGGAAAGUUUUUCCACAGCAUAAAUCUUACAAAGGAGUUCCAACAGCGAGGCACAAAUCACAUUCUUGUCAAAACUGUCUGUGACAACUGCAGUAGUUCCCAGUAGUUCCUGACCUGUGAAGCAGGAUUUCAAACAAGUUUUCAUCUGACUUCUCCCUAACAGUUGGGAUUAGCUCGCCACACACUGGGACUAAGGCUUGUUCCUGAGAGGCUGUUGUAGAAUCUCUGAAGAGCCAAGCACAUUAAAACACCUCAUAUGUCAAAAUACUUCAUUUGGAACAUUUGUUUCCUAUCAUUUGUUGCACCACAGAAGCAUAUGCAUAAGUUUAAUAAUUCAUUUCAUCCUGAACAUGGUGCUUUAAUUUGAUUUCACCACUAUGCAUCUGGUAUUAACAGCAACUAUACACUGGAGAGGAUUACAGUCAGGGAUUUGGGCAGCAAGGCAUAUUCUUUCUAUUUUUCCUUACAAUUAGGGCUAAUCCAGGAACAGGCUUGUGCCUAUAUCCCAGCUUCAGACAGUCCUUGAAACAGUGCAAGAAACCAACUGUUCCUGGAGCAUAUGCUAUAUAAGUCAUUUUCAGUUUCAUAUUACUUUCUAGACUGACCUAUUUGAAAUUGAUUCUUUAAACCUUCUGUGUGGGAGAUUAUGCUCAUGUUUUGCUGAUUAGAAACAUGAUUACAAAGUGUAGUAUGAUACAGUGCCCUCCUAAAAACAAGUUGUUUGUUGCUCAUCCAUUGUACUUAAAGUAGACCACCUCAUCUUGCCUUAUGGUAGGGGCCAACAUGCACACUUACGAUUCUGCUGAGCUGAGCAGUGUGGUUUCUGGAAAGGUAGAAUACACAGCCUUGGGGAAAACAAAAUUGAUUGGUGUGAUGAAGAUGUUUUUUUUAAUGCAAAUUAAACAAAUUAUACCUACAUACUAGCCUUCUUAUUAUUUCUCUCCUGUCUGAGAGUCUGUUACUUUGCAGUGCGUUUGAUACACCAAAUGACUCCUCAUGAAAUUUGAAAGUUUUAAUUCUUCACAAUGCUUUUAAGAAAUAUGUUCCACAAAGCAAUUCAAAAAGGAACAAAAUCCUGCCAGAACAGCAGGUACAAAUGCUGUACCUAGUCUAUGUGCAACCUUCCCCCCCCCAACAAUUUUACACAGCCUUGAACGUGCUUUUCACAAUAUGAAAAGUCAUCAUGCAAUUGCAACACAUCAAAUGCUCUGUAGCUAACUAUGUAGAUGAAAUCAAACUCUUUUUGAGAAUAUUAACGAACAUUCCUAUGGAAAGUUGUCAUGGAAAAGAAAGGCUUCUUUAGCAAACAUAUCACCUGAGGUGCAUUUCCUAUCCUUAUCCCUAAAGCAGACUUCUUAUAAAAUGUAAGUAAUUCUAUUCACAUUCCAGUUAUAUCCAGGAUCACUUCCAGUAUCUUACAAUUUCUUGCUCUUUAUCUUUCAGUAGUGGUGGGGAGCCUGUGGCCCUGUAGUUGUUAGUGGACUUCAGCUCCCAUAAUCUCUUACUGGCUAGGGCUGAUGGGAGUUUGGGGUCCAGCAACUCUAGAGGACCACGAGUUCCUCCCUCCUGCCCUGCAGCAGCUUCCUUGGUUCUUUCAUCCUGCUUCCCCCUUUGACCCUCCAGAUGUUUUGGGACUACAACUCCCAUGAUCCCUAGCUAACAGGACCAGUGGUCAGGGAUGAUGGGAUUUGUAGUCCCAAAACAUCUGGAGGGCCGAGUUUGCCUAUGCCUGUACUACAGCUUAGACCCCAAACCCAAAUGGUGGGUGCAAUCUCUUCCCAUUGGCACUUUUGAAAUAGAUUUAUUUUGAAUCCUUUGGCCAUCUUAUGCCCGUUUCAAAACUGAGUGCUAAUAUUUUUCUAGGACUGUUGUACUUCCUGUUUCGGGGGAGGUCAAUAACCCCCAUGAAGACCAGAAGAGGAAUGACUGCUGGGAGGAGUGCAGAGAGAAAAAACGUCAUGCUGCACCUGUAGAAGCAAAACCAAACGCCUUCAUCUACCUCAACAGCAAUAAAAUACGUCUCUCCCUUCUCAACAACCAUAGCUGGCACUGUAACUCUCCAACAGUUUGACUUUACCCCCGAAGGUACACUUUUCCGUAGUCUCCCGAGACAGACGGAUGCCGGCAAUAAGGGGGAACCUCUCUGUAUAUGUAUAGAAAAAUAACAUUUCUAAUGGAAAGCACUGAACACUUUUCACUGGCAUGUUAGCAUUCCAUGUGCAGGUGUUUUGUUUUUUUUAAAUAUACAAUUCCUCCUCCACAUAUCACACACACCUGCUGCCUAAAGCAGGACAGUCUGGAGCAAGUAUUAUUAUUUAUUAUUGACUUAUUUAAGGUAUAAACUGGCCAUUUUUUCCUUUUUAAAGAGGUGCCUUCACCGCAGAAAAAUGAAGAUAAGUUGACAUCACCAAGAAUGUACACCAAUGCUUUUCAGAGGUUCCACAAAAAUAUGGGAGAAAGGAGUGAUUGCUUCUGCCUAGUUGUUGGUAUCCAUCUGUCUCGAGAGACAAUGGAGUGUGCCUUCAGGGGUGAAGUCAAGCCACUGCAUUAGCAGCAACAAAGUGACCUCCGUGGGGCACAAGCCUGGGCUGUGCAUAGAGGCCCUGGGCUACUCAAACAACAAGACCCUCCUCUCAGACUCGCUGAUGUAGUCCAAAGGAAAGCAGCGCAAUAUAUUUGGCACCAGCUUGACUGCAGGAGCUGCCAGAAGGAGGCAUACAAAGUGCUGUCCAACCAUCUUUGGAACCAAAAGGUUGGUAAUCCACAAGGCAGUGUAGCUGACACCUAUCUCUUUCAUUGGAGGAGUAUGGUUUCUUGGCAUACGUGUACAUUCAGCUGCCUCAUUCCAAGGAUGGAACAACCCAAUGACGGAGGCUGUUCCCACAAAAUGAAGGGAAAAUAGAAGGGUAUUGACUUCCGGGUUAGCGCCAUCGGCAAUGGCGGAGUUCCUCUGGCCGAGAGGAACCCGCUCCGUGAAAAUCAGGUCUUGCCGCCGCGGCGAAGGCGGAGACCCUUUAAAAAUCCCAGGCGGAGGAAGCCUGGGAACGUGGGAUUCGGCUGACACCAGGAGUGCCUCCCCUACUCGCAGGGAAACCCUUUUUCGGGGAUCCAAAGCGACGCGGGGUGAGUGGCGCGGUGUUUUGAAUCAACCGCUACUUUUACG
Podarcis lilfordi (Lilford's wall lizard) is the source of this 14423-nucleotide messenger RNA. Lineage: Eukaryota; Metazoa; Chordata; Lepidosauria; Squamata; Lacertidae. The record is from the annotation of a GenBank genome assembly.